UACUUCGAAACAAUUCGUCUCUGGAAGCGACUGAUAGAGUGAUAGGGGAAGAAUGCAACACGAUUCGGGCUCUGAUGGAAUUGGAGUCGAAGAAGCAAGGUCUCAAGAGGAGGGUCACCAACUAAUGGAUUCUACGAACAAAAAGGUUAUGCUUUCAGGACCCAGUGAGAGGAGGUUAGAUCUUUCACUUCAAAUACCACCUCGAUUAGUAGGUUUUGGCAAUAGCAAGGGUCUCCUGCAGUCUCGAAAUUCCUUCAAAGGUGGUUUAUCUCCAAGAAGCUUUCUGAGGGGGAUAAGCUUCAAGCUCAAGGCAGCUGCACCUGAAGGCGAGAGAAGAUCCCUCCUGAAUCCAGACCCCACAUCUGUUCCUGAGAGCUCUGAUAUGGCCAAUUCUUCUGCAGAACCCUUUUGGAACAGAUGUGUUUCCCUCCCUGUUACACCGGCAUCGAAUUUGUCACCUUCAGUUUCUACAUCCACUACAGCAAGAAAAUGGGUUGAGCAGCAGAAAUCAUGUGUACAGAAAGGGGAAGUUACAGUCAAGGUCUCAAGAUCCUUGUCAGUUCCACGGCGAAAUGUUGUCAUUGUGAGAUCUAUGUCCUUUGCCACCCGAAAGGAGCAUGUGCAAGUAGAUUGUGCUGAUGGCCAAAUAACUCCCGUUCAUAUGGAAGAUAAAGACGAAGAGAUUCCUGAAGAGGAAGCAGUUUGCAGGAUCUGUUUAAUUGAAUUGUCUGAAGGGGGAAAUACACUCAAAACUGAGUGUAGUUGUAAAGGUGCUUUAAGACUUACACACGAAGAAUGUGCGGUGAAGUGGUUCAGCAUCAAAGGAAAUAACAAGUGUGAUAUCUGUGGGCAAGAGGUUCUCAACCUACCUGUAACUUUGCUUAGGGUACAGAGUUCUGUUCCAAGGGCUCACAGGCGAGAGAAUAUUAGGCAGAGUUCAAAUUCACAGUCAACAAGUGACUGGAAGGACUUAGUGGUGCUUGUCUUGAUUAGCACAAUAUGUUAUUUCUUCUUCCUUGAGCAACUGCUGGUUGGUGGAAUGAAAACUCAAGCAUUAUUGAUUGCAGCACCAUUUUCAUUCACUCUUGGUAUUAUGGGAUCGAUUUUCGCAGUCAUCCUUGCAAGCAAAGAGCAUGCAUGGACAUAUGCAGCUCUUGAAUUUGUAAUUGUGGCUGUAACUCUCCACCUUUUCUAUUCUCUGCUUCACUUGAAUCCAGUAUAUUCCAUCCUGCUUUCAUCAUUUUUGGGUUUUGGAAUUAUGAUGACCCUUAACUCCCUGUGUCUUCAUAUUUAUGCUUGGCGAGCUCAGGUGACUCAGACAACCCUAGUCUAGCCUGAUAAGAGAAAUGAGGUUAAUCACCCUGUACCUUACAAGUUCAUGUUUAUACAUAGAAGAUUCAAAAAGUUAAACCACUGAUAAAAUAGAAUGAGAAGAUCUUCAAUUACAUGUGAUGAUCAGCUGCAUGAGAGCCUC
This is a messenger RNA of Telopea speciosissima, 1474 nucleotides long. RefSeq lists its product as uncharacterized. Bases 53 to 1333 code for a protein of 426 amino acids. The transcript is spliced from 8 exons. Lineage: Eukaryota; Viridiplantae; Streptophyta; Magnoliopsida; Proteales; Proteaceae. The record is from RefSeq and is a predicted model, not a curated record. Gene Ontology annotation, molecular function: zinc ion binding.